GCUGCAUUCCGAGAUGGCGGACGAGUGGAGCGAAGCAGGGUCGACGUCGCGGUCCGUGGACGAGUACGCGCGGCUCGUGAGCAAGAUGGCGGUCGCCAACGUCCUUGGGCGCGGCGCCGGCUUCGAGAUGGUCCAGGCCGACGCGACGAGCGCGCUCGUGGACGUCAUGGCCACGUACAUCCGGCGGAUUGGCAAGCAGGCGCAGGACCUGGCCGAGGUCGCUGGCCGCACCAAGCCGCAGGCGACCGACGUGCUCUUGGCGCUCGAAGACAUGGUGCCAGCGCCUGUCGUCUUCUCGGACCUCGUCCAAACCUUCAAGGACGCGCACCAAAAGUAUGAAGGCCGCCUCGCCUUUCCGCGCGACCUCCCGCGCUUCCCGAGCAAGAAGCUCAAGCGCAAGCACGCCGACGUGGUCGACGAUAUUGGGCGCCGCGAGACCGAGCAGCCAUCGUACGCGCCGGCGUUUGCGCCGCCGCUGCCGCAUCGCCACACGUACUCGCAGGAGCGCUACAUCGUCGUCGAGAAGGAGCACGACCCGAAGCGGAUACGCCUCGACCAGCUCCGGCAAAAGAGCGAAGUCCAAGAGUCGCUGCACAACCUGGUCGACAACGUCGUGCCGCCACCGGUCUCGUCGUUUCCCGCGACGGUCGCCGAGCCCAUCUGGAAGCCGCACCUCGGCCGGCACGACUCGCACUCGACGUCGAACGCCUUCUUGCGCCAGCCGUCGUCGGCCAAGCACGCGACCACCAACACCGACCUGUACGAGACGCCCAAGGUGCCCUUCCGCCCCGUCGUCGCCAAGCCCGUGCGCAAGAACGUCGAGCACGUCGUCGUGAACGAGACCCUCCGCGUCCAAGCGAACAAGGAAGACAUGAUCUUGGCCGGCACGUACCACGACGGCGACUCGGAUUAAGCCCCGCUUACAUAUCGUGUGUCUUUGAAUUACAA
Molecule: messenger RNA, 948 nt
Organism: Saprolegnia parasitica CBS 223.65
Lineage: Eukaryota; Oomycota; Saprolegniomycetes; Saprolegniales; Saprolegniaceae
Exons: 4
Coding region: 14-913 (299 amino acids)
Cellular component (GO): transcription factor TFIID complex
Molecular function (GO): protein heterodimerization activity
Source: RefSeq, a predicted model, not a curated record